AUGCCUGACGCCUUCUUUUCCAGUAGCCGCAAGCGAAAGACCACUUCUACCAACAAUACUACUUCGACUACCAAAAGAGGUGGUAAAUCAGCACCACCAAAAAGACAACGCUCCCAACCUUCUUCAAACAACAACAACACUACCGGUAGUGGCAAAAAAUUGCUCGUCAACAAAAACAAAAACAAAAAAGAUAGCGACGAUGAAGACGACAAUGAACCUAGCAACAUUGAUGACAUGAACCUAAUGGCCUCCGAUGAGGAUUCCUCGGAAGAAGAAAUCGAAGAAACUGCAGCCGAGAAACGUGUUCGUCUUGCCAAAGCUUACCUUAACAAAAUCCAAGACAGUCUUGAAGAUGAUCUUGAUGGAUUUGAUGCCGCAGAUCUCGAUAGAGAUCUCAUUGCAGAUCGCCUUAAAAAGGAUGCGGAUGAAAUUGCAGGCAAACUUCACAGACGUGUCGCUGAUCUUUACGAUUUUGAAGCAAUAGACGAUUCAAGCAUCAAAACAUGUCGUGGACAUCAGUUGGCUGUCACUGCAGUAGCAUUGUCUGAGAAUGGCUCGAUUAUUUACACUGGUUCAAAAGAUGGAUCUAUUAUCAAAUGGGACGUAAAAACUAUGAAGAAACUUCAUACAUUCCCUGGUGGACGUAAAGGUGUCAAGGACUUUGUAGGCCACACAGACCAUGUUCUUUCACUUGCAUUAAGCUCAGACAAUCAGUACUUGGCAAGUGGUGGUAAAGACAAGAUUCUGAACAUUUGGUCUGUCAAGGAUAACCAACGUAUUUCAUCAUUCACACAUCACAAGGAUGCUGUUUCGGGCUUGGUAUUCCGUAAAGGAUCAAACCAACUUUACUCAGCAUCUCACGAUCGUACCAUCAAAUUGUGGAAUAUCGACGAACGCACCUACAUAGAAACCUUGUUUGGACACCAAGACCAAAUCACAGCCAUUGAUACCCUUGGUCGAGAACGUUGUAUGACUACGGGUGGACGUGACAAGACAGCUCGCCUGUGGAAGAUUGUAGAAGAGUCACAGUUGGUCUACAGAGGUGGUGUCACAACUAAGAUCACCGAUGGUGAAGAGGUCAGAUCUUUCACCGAAGGAUCUAUCGAUUGCCUUGCACAAUUGGAUGAGGAUAUGUUUGUUACUGGUGGUGACAGUGGUACUCUUUCAUUGUGGGAUAUCAACCGCAAGAAACCAACAUUUAGCUUUGGCGCUGCUCACGGCCUCAAGGUAGUCAAGAGUGAGUCAGAGGGAGACAUCAAGACACCAUAUUGGAUCACAGCUCUUGCAAGCCUACGAUACUCGGAUUUGUUGGUUUCUGGAUCUUGGGAUGGUUUUGUGCGUAUCUGGAAGCUUUCGAAAGACAACAAGAACCUGUCACAGAUUGGCCAGAUCCCUGUCGAGGGUGUGGUGAACAGCAUUCAGAUCAAGACCGUCUUCCCAUCAAAUCGCACACUGCUUGUCAUUGGUGUCGGACAGGAACUGCGGUCGGGUCGUUGGGUCAGACUCAAGGGAGUCAAGAACUGCACAAAAGUAAUCGAACUUCCAACAUUCAAGUCCAAGUCCAAGACAGAGACCGAAACCGAAACCGCACUAUAA
Messenger RNA from Phycomyces blakesleeanus NRRL 1555(-), 1596 nucleotides. RefSeq lists its product as hypothetical. NCBI's taxonomy places the organism in Eukaryota, Fungi, Mucoromycota, Mucoromycetes, Mucorales, Phycomycetaceae. The transcript has 7 exons. The coding region runs from base 1 to 1596 and encodes 531 amino acids. Gene Ontology annotation, cellular component: small-subunit processome. The record is from RefSeq and is a predicted model, not a curated record. Gene Ontology annotation, molecular function: snoRNA binding; protein binding.